AUGGAGAGUCAUUUCAAGAUGGAUGUUCAUGUCGAAUUCAAUGAAAUAGAAGUGAAAAGAGCUGAAGAAAGAAGAAUGGAACGAGAAAGACAUCUAGCUGAAGAAGCCACCCAAAAGAACAAAGGUGUGAUUGACGAUACUCAAGAAGCUGGUGGAUCAUCAAGUCAACCUGAGAUUGGUGGUUCAUCAAAUCAAGAAGAUAUUGAAAUGGUUGAAGCUGUAGAUGUUCAAGAACAAGAAAAUAUUCAAGAACAAAUUGAUCAAGACUUCAUGAUGGUUGGUGAUGCUGAAAAUGUUCAGGAACAUGUUGAUCAAGACUUCAUGAUGGUUGGAGAGUCUUCUGAGCCUUUGGAUGCUGAAAAUGUUCUUAGAAAGGUGUUUGUUUUUCAAAGAAAGAGAAAGGCUAGAGAAAUGCUUUUACUAGAGUGGAAGACAGAUCAGUUUGUGCUUGUUGGUAAUGCCUAUCCUGUGCCUUACAAUGUUCACGAAGUUGCUCGUGAAAUGAAAGUCAAAGAAAGGCGAAGAAAGGCAAAGAAAGCUCGUGGAGAAAUCGUUGAUGAUGACUCUGAUGUAGAGCUAUUUGGCGAUGAUGACGAAGAAAAUGAAGAUGAUAAUGAUGAAAAUGAUGACAAGCCUGAUGAUCAUAAUGAUAAAGAUAAUAAGGGAGAUGAUGAUGAUGAUCAGGGUGCUUCUGGGUUAUUGAUCAAAGAUCCAAUUGUUCAAGAAAGAAUUAAUGAGCUGAUGAAUGAUGAAAUCAAUGAACAAGAGGAUGACGUACAAAAUGAAGCUUCAUCAUUAGGAAAGCAACAUGCUGAUCAGGUAUUCCUCUCAAACCCAACUAUUAUUUACUUGAAUGUUCCAUAA
Messenger RNA from Helianthus annuus (common sunflower), 864 nucleotides. Its product is annotated as histone chaperone ASF1-like. The coding region runs from base 1 to 864 and encodes 287 amino acids. The transcript has a single exon. Lineage: Eukaryota; Viridiplantae; Streptophyta; Magnoliopsida; Asterales; Asteraceae. The record is from RefSeq and is a predicted model, not a curated record.